Molecule: messenger RNA, 4188 nt
Organism: Formica exsecta
Lineage: Eukaryota; Metazoa; Arthropoda; Insecta; Hymenoptera; Formicidae
Product: putative mediator of RNA polymerase II transcription subunit 26
Exons: 14
Coding region: 587-2578 (663 amino acids)
Biological process (GO): regulation of transcription by RNA polymerase II
Cellular component (GO): nucleus
Molecular function (GO): chromatin DNA binding
Source: RefSeq, a predicted model, not a curated record
UUGCCAUUGCCGCUACCACUGCCGUUCGCUCGCUCGCUCGCUCGUUCGAUCGCGCGCGCAGGGUCGCUAGUAGUCGUUCUUUCUUGUACGAGUCGCACUCGACGUCUUACGUAGCACCUGCCGACCAGUGACGGCGUUCACGUGCUACGACGGCAGUUCAGUUUUAAUCGUGCGUACAUCGAGCUGAUCGUGCUGAUCGACAGUGAUCGAGAUAAUAACCGUCACUUUCGGUGCUUUCGAUCGACGUAAUUUGUGCGAUGCCACUGUCAUCCUUUUUUUUAAAAAGAUUGCUAACACUAAACUUGAAAUAGUAAAUACUUGCCGAUUUCGCGGUAAGACGUUCAAAUAUCUCGAUAAUCGAAAACAUCUAGAUCUCGAUCAUCAAAAGCAUCGGAUCGCACAAGUUUCGACUUAUAUCGUGGUCGGUAGGAUUAUUCGCGCAAGUCGUGAAUUGUUGCAUUCGCGCCACUACGAGCUACUACGCGCGUCGCGAUUGAUGAGUACACUGUACGAAGCGGGUUAAACCGAUCGAGUGUGAUAAGACGAGGCUGACAUCGUGUCGCGUCGGUGCGCAGCGAAUCAUACGAUGAGCGACGGUAUAGUCGGUGCAAUUGCGAUCAGUUUGUUCGGCGGUGAGAAGAAACGUCGGGUCAGUAUGGAUGCUGGUUAUUCCGUUCUCAGUAGCGAUCUCGAAUCUUGCAGAAUGUAUGACCAAUAUUCCUAUAAGAGAAACGACAAUCUCGACUUAUCUUUAAACAUUCCGCAACAUCAUCAGACCUCGUAUCAUCACGACAGCUACAAUAUGUCUGACCAAACGUUUCAUACACCGAGUUUCGGUGAUGAGGACUUUGAUAUACCAACCAUCCAUCCUCAUUCGCAUCAGCAACAACAACAACAGCAACAUCAACAACAACAGCAACAUCAACAGCAACAGCAACAUCAACAACAACAGCAACAUCAACAGCAACAGCAACAGCAACAGCAACAUCAACAUCAACAACAGCAUCAACAACAGCAUCAACAACAACAUCAACAACACGACUCCAUGCAAGCAUAUGGUCAGCCACAGAUGAUGCAAGGUAAUGGUAUGCAGCAAUCACCAGAUAAUCUGAAUCUGGAUGCUAAUGGAUACCAGCAACAACUCUAUUUACAGCAAGAACAUUCGAUGCAACAAAUUAAUGUCAGCUCCGCAUAUGGCAGCUCCCAAGAUUCAUAUGCAACAAUGAAUUCUUCGCGUCAACAACAACACAGUGGUCAACAAUUGUUGAUGUUACAACAGCAACAACAGCAGCAGCAGCAGCAGCAAGUUCAAAUGCAACAUAUACAGUACAUGCAUUCCCAGCAGCAACUGCAACAACAACAACAACAACAGCAACAACAACAAAUACAAUAUAGAAGUCAGCAGCAGCAGCAGCAACAGCAACUGCAACAACAACAACAGCAACAACAACAAAUACAAUAUAGAAGCCCGACCGGAGGCAGUCCGACUGCUAUGCAAGUGAAUAAUAUCACGGAAACAAAUAACAAUACUACAACCAGUGAAGAUAGCGAUGACAGCACUCCGCAUUCCGGGAUGAUUACGGUGAUCAAGCGUGAGCCACCGUCGCCAGAAGCGGCUGAUGCUGGAGCGAAAAAUCAAAGAAAAGCAAAAGCACAAAAGAAAAAAAAGAAAAGAGAUCCUAACGAACCACAAAAACCAGUAUCGGCAUAUGCCCUUUUCUUCAGAGACACUCAGGCAGUGAUUAAGGGUAAACAUCCAAAUGCCAGCUUUGGUGAAGUAUCCAAGAUUGUUGCAUCAAUGUGGGAUGCAUUGGAUGUUGAGCAUAAAAAUUAUUAUAAAAAGAAAACCGAGGCAGCUAAGAAGGAAUAUCUGAAAGCUCUCGCGGCAUACAGAGCAUCGCUGGUGAGCAAAGGAGCAGGUGAAAAUGAACAGAAACAACAAGUACAACAGCCACAGCAACAAAUGCAAUACAGUGGAUACACGGGCUAUGCCAGCAACAAUGCGCAAGGAAAUGUAACUUAUCAGAUCUAUAGUCCCCAGCAUCAACCUUCGUCGCCUCAACAGCAACAGCAGCAGCAGCAACAGCAGAUGGCUAUUAAUAAAAAAUCACCCCAUCAUUUAGCGAUGCAAGGAAAUCAUCAACAACAGGGUUUAAUGGGCAAUGUAAUGGUACCACCACAUAUGACGCAACAACAACAGCAGCAUAUACAACAACAGAUCUCACAACAGCAAUACAUGCAGGUAUCUCAGCAACAAGUACAGCAAGUACAACAACAACAGCAGCAACAAAUGAUACAUAUGAGUCCAUCUAGAGCAGAGUAUAUAAAAGAGGAUUUAUCGAUUAAAUCUGAAACUUUGUCGAGUUGCUCCUCGCCAGUGAAUGCACAAGUGGCUAUGACGGGACAAGGACCAUCACCUUGUAUACAUCAAGGAUGUCCCAACCCUGCUAUAUCCAAUAACGAAUGGGAAGACGAAUAUUGCAGUAAUGAAUGUGUUGUCAGCCAUUGCAGAGAUGUAUUUAACACAUGGGUAUCAUCAAAUCAAAAUCCUCAACAAAACUAUUCCACAGUUAAAUAAGUGUUUUGCAAAAGAUGACAGCAUCAACUAAUGGCCUCACAAUAAUAAUGGCCCAUUAUUAAUUUGUAAAGUAAGAUAUUUAAAUAAAGAUAUAGAAAUAGAUAUUUAAACAUAUACAUACACACACACAUAUAUACAUGUAUGUAUGUAUGUAUAUAUGUAUGUAUGUAUGUAUAAACAGGGUGGGCCACUUAACUUUAUGAUAUAAAUUAUUUCUAUUAUGCAUGUAGUUACCGAAAGAGGUUUCCAAAAAAGUUUCAUAAUUUCAGAAGGAAAAUAUGAUUUAUGCAAACAGGUCUUUUUACAUGCGAUUUUUAUCAUAUGUCAACAUUAUCUCCAUUUUUUUAAUAGGAUCAUAUAUCCUUUCUUACAUAAAUCAAUUCUUUUCAUCAUUCUACACAUGAAAGUAUUAAGAUAAAAAUUAUCACUCUUCUAAUUAUUAAUUUUUUGAUAAUUCUACCUUAAUAUUUUUAUCUGUGAAAUAUUGAGAAAAGUCGAUUUAUAUAAAUCGAUAUAUAAGAUUAUAAAAAAAAUAUAUGAUCUUAUUUAAAAAAUGAAAAUAAUGUUAAAAUAUCGUUAAAAACGCAUGUUAUAAGAAAUCUAUUAUACGCAUUACAUUUUCCUCCUAAAACUAUGAAACUUAUGUUAAAAAUAUUUUUCGAUAACUGCAUACAUAACAAAAUAAUUUAGCCAUAAAAUUAGAUGCCCCUAUCCUGUGUAUAUAAAUAUAUAGAUAUAUGUUUGUAUAUGUAUGUAAGUAUAUAUGCAUACAUGUAUAUAUAAGUUGAUAAAUGACAACUUUUUCAAGUGUCAAAGCUAUUUGUGCAAUGCAAAUACAACACUAAAAAGGUUGAUAGAUCAUAAUAUACAAAUAUAUGGUAAUAAUAUACAGAUGUUUUGUGCCGUAUAUGCGUGCCAAUAAGCGAGCGAGCAAGAAAGAGGAAAAAAGAAGAAAAGAUUGAAGAAGUAAGGAGAGACAGAGAAAGAGAUGUGAAGUAAAAUUGUUUCUUCUUAGAAAGAAAACUUGAAAUGUAAAUUAUUGAAAAGCCUUAUUCAAAAACUCAUUCAAUACUCUGGCCAAUUACUCUGGUCCUCAUUUGUAACAAAUGUAUUGCAACUUGAGUAAUUUAUGAAUAAGUGCAUUUAUACACACACGCUUAUACACACACACACACACACACACACACUUAUUAGAUGUCAGUGAUAAUCAUCGUUUUUAUACUCUCAGAUACUCCUUACUAACAACCAAGGCGUGCCAAUUGUACAGACAUGUUUCUUUUCUGAUAUUGUACAGGUGAUGUCACAGUUUUCUAUAAUUCAUUGGCGAAAUAAACAAAGACUAGUUUUUUAAAUAUAAUUAUCUCAACUGUAUUUCUAAAUUUUUAGAAAUCAUAAUUAUGACAUAAUCAACAAAUAACACAGUACAAGCAAAUGAAAGCAGCAUGACAGGUUUAAAUAAGUCUCUGCACUAUGUUCAAUAUAUGUUUUGUUCAUAAUAUUAGGGCAAUGACCGAAGGUGGAAGGAGAAUUUAUGUAGCAUAUUUUAUAUUAUGUAUCAUGGCCAGUAAUUUUUGUAUGUUUUAUUUUAAUACAUGGAGUUUUGAAAAAAU